AUGAGAGGGAGCGGCGAGACAGCGGCCGGCGGCCGUGAGAGGCCGCCGCCGGCGGUGGGCAAGGCGGCCGCCGUCGGGACCGUGCCGUUUCACCGGCUGUUCGCGUUCGCGGACAGGGCGGACGCCGCGCUCAUGGCCGUGGGCGCGGCCGCGGCGGUGGCCAACGGGAUGGCGCGGCCGCUCAUGACCUUCAUCAUGGGCGACGUCAUCGACGCCUUCGGCUCCUCCACUGAUGGCUCCUCCGACGUCGCGCACAGGGUCUCUAAGGUGAUCGUGAACUUUGUCUAUCUUGCCAUUGGGGCAGGAGUUGCUUCAACACUUCAGGUAUCAUUGUGGACAAUUGCUGGAGAAAGACAAGCAGCCCGAAUCAGAGCCCUGUAUCUCAAGGCUAUUCUAAGACAAGACAUUGCAUAUUUUGACAUGGAAAUGAGCACUGGGCAAGUGACUGAAAGGAUGGCAGGUGACACAUUUCUCAUUCAAGAUGCCAUAGGAGAGAAGGUUGGAAGGUCCAUACAACUCCUUUCUACUUUUGUUGGUGGCUUCAUUAUAGCAUUUGUGAGAGGAUGGCUCUUGGCUCUUGUUAUGCUCUCAAGCAUUCCUCCGAUUGCUAUUUCCUUUGCAAUCAUAACUAAGUUGAGGAUAAGACUCUCCACCCACAUGCAAGCAAAAUAUGGUGAUGCUGGAAAUGUUGUAGAACAAACUCUUGGGGCCAUCAGAACGGUAGUUUCGUUCGGUGGUGAGGAACAUGCUAUAACAAUGUAUAACAAGUUAAUAAGAAAAGCGUAUGAAUCCUCAUUAUUGGAAGGUAUUGUAACGGGACUUGGACUGGGUGCCAUGGAGCUAUCCUUGUUUUGCAGUUAUGGAUUAGCAAUCUGGUAUGGAUCAAGAUUGAUAAUUGAGCGUGGAUAUAAUGGAGGCUCAGUUAUUUCGAUUAUAAUGGCUGUCACGAUCGGUGCAAUGUGCUUAGGUUUGGCAGCACCAUCAGUGACUGCUUUCGCAGAAGGUCAAGGAGCAGCAUAUAGAAUGUUCAGGACAAUUGAACGACAGCCAAAUAUUGACAUAUAUGAUACCGCGGGCAUCGUUUUGGAGGACAUCAAGGGUGAUGUUGAAUUGACGGAUGUUUACUUCAGCUAUCCUACCAGAUCUGAACAUUUGGUAUUUGACGGAUUUUCAUUGCGAGUACCAAGUGGCACUACUAUGGCCCUAGUUGGAGAGAGUGGCUGUGGGAAGUCGACCGUGAUCAGUUUAGUGGAGAGAUUCUACGAUCCACAGGCUGGACAAGUCUUGAUUGAUGGAGUUGACAUUAGAAGAAUGAAUCUUGGGUGGAUAAGAGGAAAAAUUGGUCUUGUUAGCCAAGAACCAGUGUUGUUCUCAACUACGAUCAGGGAGAACAUUGCAUACGGGAUGGAAAAUCUAACACUUGAAGACAUCAAGGAAGCUACCGAGCUUGCGAAUGCAGCCAAAUUCAUUGAUAACUUUCCAAAUGGUCUUGACACAAUGGUUGGUGAACGUGGAAUUCAACUAUCUGGAGGCCAAAAACAAAGAAUAGCAAUUGCCAGAGCAAUCGUGAAGAACCCUAAGAUCUUACUACUUGAUGAAGCAACUAGUGCAUUGGAUAUGGAAUCAGAGAGGGUAGUACAAGAAGCUUUGAAUAGGGUAAUGUUACAAAGGACUACAAUUAUUGUUGCUCAUCGUCUCAGCACAGUGAAGAAUGCUGAUGUGAUAUCAGUCCUACAAAAUGGGAAGAUGGUCGAACAAGGUUCACAUAUAGAGUUGAUGAAGAUACCUGAAGGUUCUUACUCUAAGCUAAUUCAUCUACAAGACACUCAGCAAGAGGCAGAAACUUAUCAUACUGAUCCAAGAAGCAAAAGUUUCUUUGAGAGAUCAGUUAGUAAAGGUUCAUCUUCUAUUGGGCAUAGUGAUAGGCACUCUUUCUCUGCCUCACCUUGGAUACCUGACCCAACAGAGUUUAGUCCUGCUCCGAAUAUAGAGGAUGACAAGACACAUAAAGUGAUGCCAAAUGGUCCAAAGAAAGCUCCAAUUGCUAGGCUUUUCUAUUUGAACAAACCAGAAGCUUUAGUUCUUGCACUUGGUUCUAUUAUUGCUGCAAUGCAUGGAGUCAUUUUGCCAUUAUUUGGCACACUGAUUUCAACUGCAAUAAAGACAUUUUAUGAGCCACCAGAAAAACUACCAAAGGACUCCAGGUUCUGGGCUAGCAUGUUCGUUGCACUAGGCGCUUAUAGUUUUGUUCUGAAUCCAGUAGAGUAUUUCCUAUUUGGAUUAGCAGGUGGGAAGCUUGUGGAGCGCAUAAGAUCAUUGAUGUUUCGAAGUGUAAUGAGCCAAGACAUCAAUUGGUUUGAUAAACCUGAGAACUCAAGUGGAUUGAUAGGUGCCAGGCUAUCGACCAAUGCUGUUAUUGUGAAACAACUAGUUGGUGAUAACUUAGCACUUAAUGUGCAGACUUUAUCAACUAUUGUAUCAGGCCUCACAAUAGCAAUGGUGGCAAAUUGGAAGAUGACACUGAUUAUAACAGUUGUGCUGCCCUUAGUCGGUUUGCAAGCCUAUGCUCAGAUGUUGUUUCUUAAAGGUCUCAAUAAAAAUUCAAAGUUGAAGUAUGAAGAAGCAAGUCAAGUAGCAAGUGAUGCAGUUGGCGGCAUGAGAACUGUGGCAUCAUUUUGUGCCGAAAAGAAUGUGAUGAAAACAUAUGAGAUGAAAUGUGAAUCUCCAAUAAGGCAAGGAAUAAGGGAAGGUGUUGUUGGUGGCUUGGGACUUGGCUUCUCAUUAGCUGUAUUCUACUUUGCGUAUGCUCUCUGUUUCUACGUUGGUGCAAAGUUUGUUCAGCAAGGAAAGGCAACAUUUCCUGAAGUAUUUAAGGUGUUUUUUGUAUUAGUUCUGGGAGCUGAAGGAAUCUCCCGAUCAAGCGCAAUAGGUGCAGACAGUAAUAAGGUUAAUGAUGCAGCCACCUCUGUCUUUGAAAUUCUUGAUUGUAAAUCCAAGAUUGAUUACAGCAACGAGGAGGGUGUGACCAUUGCAAGCGUGAGGGGUGACAUUGAUUUCCAGAAUGUAUGCUUUAGUUAUCCACUGCGACCAAGUAUUCAAAUAUUCAAGGAUCUAUCACUGAGUGUUCCUUCCGGAAAGACUGUUGCACUCGUUGGGGAGAGUGGAAGUGGGAAGUCCACGGUGAUUGCACUGCUUGAGAGGUUCUAUGACCCGGAUUCCGGUAGCAUUUUUCUUGACGGCAUUGAUCUUCAGACCCUCAAUGUAAGCUGGCUUCGGCAGCAAGUGGGGCUGGUUUCCCAAGAACCAGUACUGUUUAAUGACACCAUCCGCGCCAACAUUGCUUAUGGGAGGCAAGGGGAGGCUUCCGAAGAAGAAAUCAUUGCUGCUGCUGAAGCAGCCAAUGCACAUGAGUACAUCUCCGCCCUUCCUGAUGGGUACAACACCAUCGUCGGCGAGAGAGGGAUCCAGUUGUCAGGUGGGCAGAAGCAGCGUGUUGCCAUCGCUAGGGCCAUUAUAAAGAAUCCCAAGGUGUUGCUGCUCGAUGAGGCAACGAGUGCACUGGAUGUGGAGUCGGAGCGAGUGGUGCAAGAGGCUCUAGACAAUGUGGUCAUUGGUCGGACGACUGUGGUGGUGGCACAUCGCUUAUCGACAAUUAGAGGCGCGGAUAUCAUCACUGUCUUGAAGAACGGGACAGUAGUCGAGAAAGGGAGCCAUGGUGACCUAAUGCAGAUAAAGGAUGGCAUCUAUGCUUCACUUGUUGAGCUCAGCUCUAGUUCUCAAUAAUCUCAAACAGAGACCUGGACAUUAUUCACAGCUAGCAUGAUGAGCACCUUCACUUUUGGAUAUGGAAAAGGUGGCUACGCUACUCAAGCUUACAUGAAACAAUGAGUUCGCUUAUGUCUAUGUAAAAUGUCAUUUAAUGUUUGUGAAAAGUUUCAUGGAACAAGGUAUUUGAAUUGUUAAGUUGUACCUGAAUUGUUAAGGUACAUACGAGAUGGGUGAUUUGGAAGUAUAUCUCCAAAGUUGAUUAUGUUUCAUUAUGUCGAUUGAAUGAAAAGAUAUAUUUGGGCCAUGGACUA
Messenger RNA from Panicum virgatum (switchgrass), 4079 nucleotides. RefSeq names its product ABC transporter B family member 4-like. Gene Ontology annotation, molecular function: ATP binding; ATP hydrolysis activity; ABC-type transporter activity. The record is from RefSeq and is a predicted model, not a curated record. The transcript has 12 exons. Gene Ontology annotation, cellular component: membrane. The coding region runs from base 1 to 3783 and encodes 1260 amino acids. Lineage: Eukaryota; Viridiplantae; Streptophyta; Magnoliopsida; Poales; Poaceae. Gene Ontology annotation, biological process: transmembrane transport.